Messenger RNA from Aspergillus clavatus NRRL 1, 429 nucleotides. RefSeq names its product DNA-directed RNA polymerase core subunit RPC19. Gene Ontology annotation, cellular component: RNA polymerase III complex; RNA polymerase I complex. Gene Ontology annotation, molecular function: DNA binding; protein dimerization activity; DNA-directed RNA polymerase activity. The record is from RefSeq and is a predicted model, not a curated record. The transcript has 4 exons. Gene Ontology annotation, biological process: DNA-templated transcription. Lineage: Eukaryota; Fungi; Ascomycota; Eurotiomycetes; Eurotiales; Aspergillaceae. Bases 1 to 429 code for a protein of 142 amino acids.
AUGCCCGGCUCCGUGCACUCGCAAGAUCAGGACCAGUCCAUGAUUGACACGGCCGUUCCAGAGCAAGAACAGCAGCAGGAACUCGAACAGGAGGAAUUUGAGUUGGAGGAGAAGCGCAUAGUGGUGUUACCGGGUGCCACCGAAACGGCGGCUUCGUUCCAGUUCGAGGGUGAGGGUCAUACUCUAGGAAAUGCGUUACGGUACACUAUUAUGAAGAAUCCCGAAGUUGAAUUCUGCGGAUACACCAUCCCCCAUCCCUCAGAGGCAAAGAUGAACUUGCGUAUUCAGACCUACGAUACAACAAAUGCAGUCGAAGCUCUGGAGAAGGGUCUGGAAGCCCUGAUGGAUCUCUGUGACGUUGUCACGGACAAGUUCACCUCGGCUCGGGACGCAUAUAACGCAUCCCAGGCUGACAAGAUGUCCUCUUAA